This is a messenger RNA of Colius striatus (speckled mousebird), 1245 nucleotides long. RefSeq names its product polycomb group ring finger 2 (gene PCGF2). The transcript has 10 exons. Gene Ontology annotation, molecular function: promoter-specific chromatin binding. Bases 82 to 1080 code for a protein of 332 amino acids. Gene Ontology annotation, biological process: negative regulation of transcription by RNA polymerase II. Gene Ontology annotation, cellular component: PRC1 complex. NCBI's taxonomy places the organism in Eukaryota, Metazoa, Chordata, Aves, Coliiformes, Coliidae. The record is from RefSeq and is a predicted model, not a curated record.
GCGCCGACCGGCGGCAGCGAGCGGAGGGGCGGCCGCCGGGCCGCCGCCAGCAGGGAGGAUCCGCUGUGGUGCUGUUCCAAAAUGCACAGGACCACCAGGAUAAAGAUCACCGAGCUCAACCCCCACCUGAUGUGCGCCUUGUGCGGCGGCUACUUCAUAGACGCCACCACCAUCGUGGAGUGUCUGCACUCCUUCUGCAAAACCUGCAUCGUUCGGUACCUGGAGACAAACAAGUACUGCCCCAUGUGUGAUGUCCAAGUGCACAAAACCAGACCCCUCCUAAGCAUCAGGUCAGACAAAACGCUACAGGACAUAGUGUACAAACUGAUCCCGGGGCUUUUCAAAGAUGAGAUGAAGAGGCGGCGCGACUUCUACGCAGCCUACCCCAUGGCAGAGGUGCCCAACGGGUCCAACGAGGAUCGUGGGGAAGUCUCCGAGCGGGACAAGGGGAACCUGACGGAUGAUGAGAUCGUCAGCCUGUCCAUAGAGUUCUAUGAAGGGUCGAGAGAAGAAAAGAAAGGGAACGUCGAGAACAGGGACCUGGAGAAGGAGAAGAGGAACGGGCUGCGGUUCCUGCGCUGUCCCGCUGCCAUGACCGUCAUGCACCUGGCCAAGUUCCUCCGCAACAAGAUGGACGUGCCCAGCAAGUACAAGGUGGAAGUCCUCUAUGAAGACGAGCCCCUGAAGGAGUAUUACACCCUGAUGGACAUCGCCUACAUCUAUCCCUGGAGGAGGAACGGGCCCCUGCCUCUGAAAUACCGCGUCCAACCCGCCUGCAAGCGGCUCAAGCUCACCCACCCGCCCACCUCCGAGUGCACCAACACCAGCGGCGCAUCCGAGUGCGAGUCGCUCAGCGACAAAGCCCACAGCCCCGCCACGCUGCCCGCCACCUCCUCCUCCCUGCCCAGCCCCGCCACCCCGUCCCACGGCUCGCCCAGCUCCACCGCCGGCAGCGGCCCCGCGGCUGGGACCGCCGGCCCCGUGCUCAACGGCGCCUCGAACUGCCACCCGCUGCCGCCCGCCGCCGGACGCUGCCGCAAAGCGACUGUCAAUGGCAGCGUGGCCUCUGCCUUGACCUAAGCAGCGACCACACAGGGACUCCUGGAUGGCUUUUAUAUGUCUAUAUAUAUUAUAUAUACAUAUAUAAAUAUAUAUGUGUACAUAGGAAGAAAAAGAAUGACUAUACAUACUUAUUUUCUAUUGAUUGACCAGAUUAAUUUAAAGUGCAAAUAAGACACAUAAAUG